GAAAUGGAUAACCCACUAGGGGAAUAUUUACCGGAUUGGUGCAGCGCGUUGUCCUCGCUUAUGGUGCUGUUGAAGCGGCGAAAAGAAAGAUCCGAAGACGGUGGCCCACCACGCCAAAGAUCUACGAUAGUUAGGCGGCCACGCCAAUCACGCAAACCAAAAGUUCGCCGUCCGCUGAAGAGGCCAUUCGUGUUGAACAGAAACGACAACGCUCCUCGGAUCGAUUAUCUCGAUCAUCUCAUCGAUACUACGAUCGGAGAAUUGCUUGAAAUGACCAGGGACGAUUUUGACUAUCUUCACGAAUUGAUCGGUCCCAAAAUUGCUCGGAUGGACACUUUCCUGCGAAGGGCAGUAACUUCAAAGGAACGAUUUAUAAUAACUCUUCGAUAUCUAGCGACCGGCGAAUCCUACAACAGCAUGCAAAAGAUGUUCCAGGUUUCUAAACAAUUAAUCUCCAGAAUAAUCCCGGAGGUGUGCGCUAGUUUGAUCGAAGUUCUACACGAUUACGUUAAGCUCCCACAGAACAAGGAAGAGUGGCUGAUAGUUUCACGUGAAUACGAAAAUAGGUGGAACUUUCCACACGUUAUUGGCGCGGUAGACGGAAAAUAUGUUGCGUUGAAGGCACCGAUGUAUAGCGAUACAGAGCACAACCAAACGAAGAAUAGUUUCCAUGUUGUUCUAUUGGGGGUUUUAGAUGCGAACUCUAAUUUUAUGUACGUAGACAUAGACAGCAGCGAUGGAGCAUUAUGCUACACCAAACUUAACGCAAUGUUGGAAAACGACGAACUUAAUAUUCCUGAACCGGAGGAACUUGAAAUGUUCUCUUCGGUGAAGGUACCGUACAUGCUGCUUGGCGACCAGGGCUUUCCCUUUAGAAAACACUGCAUUAGACCAUUUGAUGAUCCCGUCAGUGACGGUACUAUCGAAAGCAAUUUCAACGAGAGGCACGCGAUUGCCCGAACUCCUGUGGAAAAAGCAUUCGGCAUGCUGUACUGCAAGUUCAAAAUACUACAGAGGCCAAUAGUAAUGGAUCCAGCAGUGGCCAGAAAAAUUGUUCUGGCCAGCGUUUACCUUCAAAAUUUCAUGAGACGAAACUGUUCAGCUGAAGACGACGACCAGUUUGCCCCGGCUAGUGUGGGCUCGAUGCUGCCCAUCAAACAUACGCCUUUAAAACCCACUGCUGAGUUAAUGGAAAUGCGCAUGUUUGUAGCUAAUUAUUUAGCUUCAAAUUAAUAAAAAG
This is a messenger RNA of Anopheles aquasalis, 1240 nucleotides long. Its product is annotated as putative nuclease HARBI1. The record is from RefSeq and is a predicted model, not a curated record. NCBI's taxonomy places the organism in Eukaryota, Metazoa, Arthropoda, Insecta, Diptera, Culicidae.